Cuscuta epithymum is the source of this 6115-nucleotide messenger RNA. NCBI's taxonomy places the organism in Eukaryota, Viridiplantae, Streptophyta, Magnoliopsida, Solanales, Convolvulaceae. The record is from the annotation of a GenBank genome assembly.
AUUAUUUUGCUCAAACUUUGGCGGUCAGGAUAUAAGAUACGGAUUAUGAUCCAGUUUAGACAAGAAAUUAGGAAGUCUGAAAAACACUCUGAAUCUCCUCCAUUGUCCAUUGUUCAAUGUAUUUGAGUCCGUAUUUUUUUAUAUUCCUCAGUCUCACGGAGUAGAAAUCUACAAAGAAAUUUUAAGACACAGUAAUCGUAAGAAACCCAGAAUGGAGGACGGGUUGCUGUUGCUGAAGGAGAGCGAAGAGGGUGGUGGGAUACGGUUGGGGUCUGUUUGGGCGGAAGUGAAAAGGUUAGGGUACCUGGCAGGUCCAAUGGUGGCCGUGACUUUAUCUCAGUAUCUAUUACCCAUCAUUUCUGUUAUGAUCGUUGGGCAUUUGGGUGAGAUUUUUCUCUCCAGCACCUCCAUAGCUGUCUCUCUUGCUAAUGUCACUGGCUUCAGUUUUCUUUUAGGAAUGGCAAGUGCUCUGGAAACACUUAGUGGGCAGGCCUACGGAGCCAAACAGUACCACAAACUUGGAAAACAAACGUACACUGCCAUUUUCUGCCUUUUUAUCGUAUGCAUCCCCCUCGCACUCUUGUGGACCCAUAUGGGAAAAGUGUUAGUCUUCAUAGGCCAAGAUCCUCUUAUAGCAGAAGAAGCCGGAAGGUUCUUAAAGUGGCUCAUUCCGGCCUUAUUCGCUUAUUCGACCUUACAGCCUCUCGUAAGAUUUUUUCAGGUGCAAAGUUUGAUCUUUCCCAUGCUCGUGAGCUCAUUCAUAACAAUGUGCUUCCAUGUGGCUCUAUGUUGGGUGAUGGUGUUUAAGUCCGGCUUGAGUAAUCUUGGGGCUGCUGUCGCUAUUGGUGUGUCUAUGUGGGUGAAUGUGAUACUCCUAUCUUUAUACAUGAGGUUCUCUCCUGCUUGUGACAAAACUCGUUCGACUAUUACCUGGGAAAUCUUUCAUGGAGUGAAGGAGUUUUUCAGAUAUGCCGUUCCGUCAGCCAUCAUGAUUUGUCUUGAGUGGUGGUCAUAUGAGCUACUUGUGCUGCUGUCUGGUCUACUGCCAAAUCCACAACUAGAAACUUCAGUUUUAUCUGUAUGCCUGAACACUGUCGGCACAAUUUUUGCAAUUCCAUAUGGGCUUUCCGGUGCUGUAAGCACUAGAGUAUCUAAUGAGUUGGGAGCGGGAAACCCACAGGGGGCUCGUUUGGCUGUCUUGUGUGUGAUGCUCAUUUCUGUGUCAGAGGGUGUUAUAGUAAGCGCAACCCUCUUUGCUUGUCGGAACGUAUUUGGCUAUGUUUUUAGCAAUGAGAAGGAAGUGGUGUACUAUGUUGCAGAUAUUGCCCCUCUCCUCUGUCUAUCGGUCAUAAGUGAUAGCCUUCAAGGGACCCUUUCAGGUGUUGCUCGAGGGUGUGGGUUGCAGCAUAUAGGAGCGUUAGUCAACCUGGCUUCAUUCUAUCUAUGUGGAAUUCCAAUUGCUGCAUCACUGGCUUUCUGGUUUCACGUGAGAGGAAAGGGUCUUUGGGUUGGAAUUAUGUGUGGUUCUGUUAUGCAGACGGUUAUGCUAUCCAUAAUAACAAGUUGCACAAAUUGGAACACACAGGCAGCUAAGGCAAGGAGGAGACUUCUUCAGUAAAAUAUCUUGAUGAGCCACCCAAGUGGAUGAGAAAUUAAUUACUACUAUCUAAUUAGUUUUGAGUUCCAUUUUUUCUUGUCAUUUUGGUUUAUGUCUAAUUGAAGACCACUUCUACUGUUCUACAUGUACAAUGAUACGAUUGCGAGGGAUCAGCCUAUUAAAUACUUCAAUAAAGUGUACCAAAGGAGGAAUAAGGGGGGUAGUUGUACUUUGCUAGUUAUUAAGUCAGUCUAAUAAACUAGUGUACUUUCUCUGCGUGGAAGAUUAACUAUGAAUAGAAGGGUGUUGGCUUAUUAAGUUAGGUUGUUAUUUCAGUGGUUGGUUGCUUGGAGAGUGGGCUUGUCUAAUUGUCCCAAGCCUUGAUCCGAUUUCAAUGAAUUUCUCAUUCUAUCUGUUCUAUCAGUAGAAUUUCCUUAUAUUGUUGAUAUUUCAUUCUGAUUCAUACCAGUGUUCUAUCAUUGGUAUCAGAGCAAAUCGUUUCUGGUGACCUGAAGUUAUCGCUACUGCACUUGAAUUCUGUCGUUCUCAGCUGUGGAUGAUUUGAACGUGAGCGAAAAUGGAACAACGUUUGGAAUCGGUUGAACAUAGUUGAAUUACGAUGGAGGAAAGUAUUCUGCAAAUGGAGGCGAGGAUUGAUGCGAUGAUGGUUGCGAUGACAGGAGGAUUGGCAGGAUCGAGGGAGGAAUUCCGCGAGCAAGGGAGAUCGCGAUCUCAACAUCGCAGUCGAUCACAACAUUCGCACAACUCGAUUACUUCGAGAGGUAAUUCAGUACAUACUACUCAUCGUGAGAAUAGACAUGGUGAUAAUCACCAUCGUUUUCAUAUUCAGACUGCUCGUAAGGUGGAUUUACCAUUAUUUAAUGGAAACAGGGCCUAUAACAGGUUAAUUCGUAUGCUGAGGGGGAUAAACUUGAGGUGUCAGUAUUGGUUAUGGAAGAAAGACCUCUAAACUGGUUUCAAUGGUGGGAACACCAAACGAAGGAGGAGAACUGGGAAACUUUGAAGGAGUCUGUGAUACGCAGAUUCCAGACAAACUGGUACUGUGAGUGAUUAUAGGGAUGAAUUUGAAUUGACUAUAGCACCUCAAAGGACUGUGGACAGGGAAAUAUUGAGAGGAAUCUUUAUCACAGGAUUGAAGAAUGAAGUGAUGGCUGAAUUGAAACUAUAUAACCCCAGAACUCUAGCUGAGGUUAUGGAUGUAGCAUUGUUGAUAGAGAGAAAAAAUGAAGCUGCACAUUUGAAGAGACAAGAGGAUGAUUCAAGUGGGGGAAAGGAUAAGAGACCAAUAAAUACCAGAACUAACAAUUGGGGAGACAAUUCUAAAGCCAGAUAUGGUAGUUCUGGAUUCCACAGUCAAAGUAAGGGAACAGCUGAUAACAGAAAUUUUAACUCAUGGGUUGACAAUAUGGGGAAGAAGGUAACAGAUAUACAAACUUCAGGGAUUAGGAAGGUUGGGCCCCAAUUAUCUCAAGAAGAAUUCCAGGAGAGAAGCAAAAAAGGACUCUGUUUUAAAUGUGGAGAGAAAUGGAAUCGAGAACAUACCUGUAUGUUGAAACAUUAUAAACUAAUGCUGGUGGAAGACUCAGAUACUGAAGAAGAAACAGAAGAUUCAGAUCCUGAAAUCACUGAAGAGGAGGUAAAAAUGGAAUCAAAAUCUAUGCAAUUGUCACUCAUGAGCAAGGAAGGGAUCCCUACAAUGAGAGCUUUCAAGAUUCAGGGCACCUUGAAGUGGAAUAGAGGAGAGAAAAUAGUGGAAGUGUUGAUUGAUAGUGGAGCUACUCACAAUUUCAUCUCUCAGAAAUUGGUAAAUGAACUGGAGCUACGUUUUAAUACUAUCUCAGGUUAUAAGUUGCAAAUUGGUAAUGGGGAACAGAUUUCCAAUGAUGGAAGGUGUGAGGAUAUUGUACUGAGAUUGUCAAAUAUUGAUAUUAAACAAGAUUUUUAUAUCCUUAACUUGGGAGGAAUUGAUUUAGUGUUGGGAAUGGAAUGGCUAACCAGUUUGGGAGAUGGAAAAAUCUCCCAUGGAAAAAUCUAUCAUGUAAACAUAAACUUUCAGAGACAAACUAUUAGAUGGAAAAAUCUAGGGGUCAAUCAUUCAAUUCAAGGAGAUCCUACCUUAAAUUCCAUGGAAGUCUCUUUGAAAACAUUAACACAGAUUCUACAAGAUAACGGUGAUGGAUAUCUUGUAUAUUGUGAAGGGAAUUUAAGGCCAAAGGAUAAGGAAAAUGACAUGGAGACAACCUGGGAAAGUAUCUUAGCUGAAUUCCCAGAUAUAACACAACCCUUGCAAGGGUUACCACCUUCCAGAAUCUGUGAUCACUCCAUUAAUAUACAAGAAUGUGCUAAUAUACCUAAUAUUAGACCUUACAAAUAUCCACAAUACCAAAAGACUGAAAUAGAGAAGAUUAUACAGGAUAUGUUGGAUUUUGGAAUAAUUCAGUUUAGUAACAGCCCCUACAACAGUCCCAUACUUUUGGCUAAGAAGAAUGAUGGGGGUUGAAGGUUCUGUGGGGAUUACAGGGCAUUAAACAAGAUAACUAUUCCAAAUAAAUUCCCAAUACCUGUUAUUGAAGAGUUAUUGGAUAAAUGGGUGGAGCCAGAAUAUUUUCAAAACUAGAUCUGAAAUCUGGCUAUCAUCAAAUAAGAAUGAGGGAGGAGGAUAGGAAGAAGAGUGCAUUUAGAACACAUGAGGGUCAUUAUGAGUCUUGUGAUGCCUUUUGGACUGUCAAAUGCUCCCUCUACUUUUUAGGCACUCAAGAAUCAGGUAUUGAGACCUUUCCUAAGAAGGUUUACCCUAGUAUUUUUUGAUGACAUUCUGAUUUACAGUAAGUCAUAUGAAGAACAUAAAAAGAUGUUCCUUUGGAAAAUCAAUUGAAGAUUAACUUGAAGAAAUGUUCCUUUGGAAAAUCUGAGUUAGUAUAUUUGGGUCAUAUCAUUUCGGGACAAGGGGUGUCAGCUGAUCUAACAAAAAUUGAAGCUAUGCUGAACUGGCUUGAACCAAAAGACCUAAAAGGGUUGAGGGGAUUUCUUGGGCUAACAGGUUACUACCGGAAGUUUGUAAAAGGAUAUAGCAAAAUCGCUUUUCCUCUUACACAGCUAUUGAAGAAGGAUAAUUUCUACUGGAAUGGAGAAGCAAGACAAGCUUUUGAAGAACUGAAAAAAAUGAUGACAACCUUACUACUUUUAGCAAUACCUGAUUUCAACAAACUGUUUGUAGUUGAGACUGAUGCAUCAGGAACAGGUAUGGGGGCAGUCCUGAUGCAAGAGGGGAGACCAGUUUCUUAUAUGAGCAAGGAAUUGUCACCAAGGAAUCAGAUGAAGUCAGUGUAUGAAAGGGAGUUGAUGGCAGUAGUCUUAGCAAUACAAAAAUGGAGGCCCUAUUUACUUGGCAGACAUUUUGAGGUUCACACAGAUCAGAAAAGCUUGAAGUUUCUUACUGAACAAAGACUCAUGGGGGAAGAAAAGCAAAAUUGGACAUAAGAUAUAAUUUUACCAUAAGAUAUAGACCUGGUGUGGAGAAUAAGGCUGCCAAUGCCUUAUCCAGAAAGCAUACUUUCCAAUCAUUGUCAGUUGUUAGUUGCCAAGAGGAACUGAGUGCAGACCCUAAAACUCAAGAAAUAAUUCAGAAAGUUAUUUCUUAUCUAGACAGAAACAAAGAAUUUCAGAUCAUUAAAGGCCUGUUAUACUACAAGAAGAGAUUGGUGUACCAAAAGGGUCUGCUAGAGUUCUGAAAAUAUUGAAAGAAUACCAUGAUUCAGCUAUGGGAGGACAUUCUGGAUACUUCAGAACUAUGAAGAGAAUAGAAGGGUUGUUUUACCGGCAAGGAAUGAGGAGUGACAUUAAAAAAUAUGUGGAGGAGUGUGCUAUAUGCCAAACCAACAAGUACCAAGCCCUUAAACCUACUGGUUUACUACAACCUUUACCUAUUCCUAGCAGUAUAUGGACAUAUAUCAGCAUGGACUUUAUUGGAGGAUUACCAAACUCCCCUGUGAUAUGGAAAUUCGGUGCAUUAACCCCCUAUGAUUUAAAAAAUGCUUUAAACCCCCUUGUGUUUUAAUUAAUUAUGCGCAAAAUCCCUUCUAUGAACAAAGUCAAUUGUCAAAUAAAAGCAAAAUGAUUAACAUUUCUGUAUGAUUAGAGAUUUUGACAUAUUUACUUGAUAUUCAAUCAAAAUAUUAGAAAAAGUGAUUUCCAAAUCGUUAAAUUUAUUCAUAAAAUGUGUUCUGUGCAUAAUUAAUUAAAACACAAGGGAGUUUGACGCAUUUUUCAAAUCACAGGGGGCUAAUGCGCUAAAUUUCUAUAUCACGAGGGGGUUUGGUGCAUUAAACUUACAUAAAAUAUUAACAAAAUGUGAGUUGAUAAUAAUACCAAAUUUAUACAUCUCAUUUCCUAGGCCACACCAGCAAGUAAAUUGUCAUUUUCAAAGAGUGAAUUUGAUUGAAUCAAAUUAUUAAUGAAAUUUGGGUGCACUGGUGAUGAGUAUUAAUUAUGUUAAAA